GUCAGCUGUCCGCACGUACAAAUUUCCCCUCUUUGGUACCUUCGGGCCAGUUUUCGAAAGAAGGAAUCUGAGUAACGAGCAUAACUGCGGCCUUCGAACGGUCCGAGCUUUGCUCUGUCAUCCUGGACGCCAUGGAAGGCGGGGAAUCUCCGGCGGCUCACAAGCCUAAGUUCUCGGUUUACCAGAACCCCACCUUCUCUGCGGCCCUUAACUCUACCAGUCUUCGUCCUUCGGUUGCUAACCUCUUUGUCAUCUCCGCAUCUUUCCUAGCCACUACCGUAGCCUUCCUCACAAUGUCCUACUGGAAAGAAGUGCUCGUGAAGAGAUUAGCCGGAUUCGACAUUUUCACUGGUACAGCGUUCCUGGUUUCCCAGAUCUUGCAGGCUGCGGUUGUACUGGUGUUUUUAGCAACUUUGUUGGCCCUCAUCAGGGCUUUGUCUGCGCUUGAUGUCAGGAAGGCUUUGGCUGCAUCUACUUCCAAGAAAGCUGCAGAGAAUCAGAAAAUCCUUACUGAUCGCCAGUUAAGACUUUUGGGUUUGAAGCCAAAACUGACUGAUAAGAGUGAGAAGUUCGAUUCUGUUAAGAAACCUCCUACUCCUGAACUUGUUUCUUGGUCGAUCUCAGAACCCUUAGUCCCAAUUCGAAAGUCGGUUUUCAGCUAUACUCCCCGUUCAUUGCGAAGCAGGUCUGAUCAGCAGAGCUCCAGUGCUGGAAAGAAGACAGUCAUUUCACCGUUGUCUCCUCCUUCUACGCCUUAUAAAUAUGCUUCCUCACCGGCAACCCCUUGGUCUAGGAAUAGCCCUGGAAGUGCUAAGGGAAUAUUAACAGAAGAAAAACUGGAGGAGUUCUUGGCUGAUGUUAAUGAGAGGAUCAUGGAAUCAGAGGCUAUAGCUGUAGAAACACCUUCACCUACAGUCGGUGGGUUUGGAAUUGUCAGCCCUAGCUCCAUGGUGAGCUCAACUAAUGCUUCUAGAGCAGCCAGAAGCACACCACUGAGGCCAGUUCGCAUGUCCCCUGGUUCACUGCAGAAGUACUCACCCCCAAAGAAAGGAGAAGGGGAGCUCCCUCCCCCAAUGUCAAUGGAACAAACGGUAGAGGCUUUUGAGAACUUAGGUGUUUACCCUCAAAUUGAACAUUGGCGGGAUUGUCUCAGGCAAUGGUUUUCUUCAGUUCUGAUAAACCCACUUCUUGAUAAGAUUGGGACUAGUCAUAUUCUGGUUAUGCAAGCAGCAGCCAGCCAUGGUGUGAACAUUGCUAUAAGCCAAGUUGGUUGUGACUCUAGUAAUUCAACAAUGCCCGUUCAUUUAUCACAAUUUUAUGGAAUGAAGGAGUGGCAAUCCACAGUCACUUUAGAUGAAGAUGGAUUUCUUAAUCAACUGCAUUCUUCUCUUGUGCAAGCACGUGAUGGAUCAAUGUCACGGUCACCAAUUUCUGGUCAGCAGCAACCACAGCAAAUUGCAUUACUUCCUCUUAUACAACAGUGUUUAGAUGCCAUCACUGAGCACCAGAGGCUGAAAACGCUAAUGAAAGGAGAACUAAUUAAGGGUUUGCUCCCUCAGAGCACUGUACCUGCAGAGUUUGCUGUUCAGAGAGUCCAAGAGCUUGCCGAAGGUACAUGUUUGAAGAAUUUUGACAAUAUUGGAAAUGGGGCCGGGUUGGACAAAGCAGGCGAAAAAUGGACAACUGAUGUUCCAAGUGACUCGCACUUGUUGUUGUACCUAUUCUGUGCUUUCUUGGAGCAUCCCAAAUGGAUGUUACAUGUAGACCCAACAUCCUACUCCGGUGCUCAAUCAAGCAAGAACCCUUUAUUCUUGGGAGUUCUUCCUCCAAAAGACCGGUUUCCUGAGAAGUAUGUGGCAGUGAUCUCUGGUGUCCCAUCUGUCAUACACCCAGGAGCAUGUGUGUUGUCCAUUGGGAAACAAAGGCCUCCAAUUUUUUCCUUAUACUGGGAGAAGAAACUGCAGUUCUCUAUUCAAGGAAGAACUGCCUUAUGGGAUGCUAUUUUGCUACUCUGUCAUAGGAUUAAGGUUGGUUAUGACGGGGUAGUUCGAGGAGUUCAUCUUGGUUCGUCAGCUUUCAACAUUCUCCCAAUUCUUGAUUCAGAAACUGAUAGCUGAAGUACUUGCUGUUGAAUUAUAAGGCCUGUCUUCCUCUCUUUAGUUAUCUAUGCAUUGUGCAGCAUUUUCAUGUAGAAUAUCUUUCAGCAUUAGAGUAAGUACAAAACUUUUGAACUUUUGCUUCAGUUUUAUAAAUGUUAUUAAUUUGAGUUUCUAUAUAAAAUUAUAAUUGCUUGA
Dendrobium catenatum is the source of this 2294-nucleotide messenger RNA. Its product is annotated as transmembrane protein 209. The transcript has 7 exons. Lineage: Eukaryota; Viridiplantae; Streptophyta; Magnoliopsida; Asparagales; Orchidaceae. The record is from RefSeq and is a predicted model, not a curated record. Gene Ontology annotation, cellular component: membrane. The coding region runs from base 132 to 2117 and encodes 661 amino acids.